AUGGGGAACGUGUCGCCCACUCCACACCAGCUGCUCACGGAGUCUGUCAUUUUCUGGAGCAUUGCGAUUGUCCUCUACGUUGGUAGAAUGUUUGCGCCAACCCGUGUGACAGCUACUAACAUUCUGAUCCAAAUAUCCGCCCGUUAUGCGACGAACCUGAUGGACCCAGCCGACUACGACAAAGUUCUCGCCAAUCCUCAAGAAGUCAAGGACCGGAUCAUUGGUAGUAAGAUCGUCAUUGGAUUGGAACAGUGCAUGCUGUUCUCAACCUGGGGUGUCAAGAUCUGCAUGUUGACCCUGUUCUGGCGGUUAACUAAGAACCUCCGAUUACAUCUCUAUGUCAAGAUCAUUGCGGUGUAUGUUGCGGUUGGCUUCGUUGUGAUUAUGGUCACCUAUUAUGGCGUCUACUGCCGACCAUUCUCCCAGUACUGGGCCAUGCCUGUCAAGGACCUGCAAUGUGCGACCUACCAGAACUACUCCAUCACUCAGGCAGUCUUCAACAUAUCGUCGGAUGCAGCCAUGCUAGCGGUCCCGGUCCCGCUACUCAUUAAAGCACAGAUAAAGAUGAGAAAAAAGCUGCUGCUUAUCUGCAUCAUGAGCCUCGGUGUAUUCACCAUUGUGGCGGCCAUUCUGAACAAAGUGUUCAAUUUCGCCUCCCCUUUGACCACCACCUAUCAGAUUUGGUACAUUCGGGAGGCCAGCACAGCAAUCUAUGUGGCGAACUUGAUGUGCUUAUGGCCGCUGCUCCGCAAGCUAUUCGGCCUGAAGGCAUUCUUAUACGGAAGCAGGCAGUACCGACAGCAGGGUGCUCAGGGUGGCAAGGAAUCCUCAGGCUCACAGUCGCGACCUUCGUUUUCUCUAAACCGAGUCCUCAAGAUCAAAGGGUCCGGAUAUCGACGGGCUAUCAACGAGCUUAUGCCGUCCCUCAAACAGGAUGGGCGAGAAGCAAGCAAGGAAGCAAUCGCCAAACCAUCCUCUGAACACCUGGAGAACUCCGCAGAGCUCCAGGGAAUAGACUUGGACGAAUGGGACGAUCAACGAGAAUGUAUGAAAAAGGGACGUGUGCAAAUUGAUCUUGAAGCUGGAUCGAUCAAGGACAACAAUACAUCGGAAUCACGCUCUAGAUCGGGUACACCAGGGCGAAUAGCCUACCAGGCCGGUGAAUGGAGGGUUUAA
Messenger RNA from Aspergillus fischeri NRRL 181, 1176 nucleotides. RefSeq lists its product as uncharacterized. The transcript is spliced from 3 exons. Lineage: Eukaryota; Fungi; Ascomycota; Eurotiomycetes; Eurotiales; Aspergillaceae. The record is from RefSeq and is a predicted model, not a curated record. Bases 1 to 1176 code for a protein of 391 amino acids.